Molecule: messenger RNA, 2217 nt
Organism: Merops nubicus (carmine bee-eater)
Lineage: Eukaryota; Metazoa; Chordata; Aves; Coraciiformes; Meropidae
Gene: TICAM1
Product: toll-like receptor adaptor molecule 1
Exons: 1
Coding region: 1-2217 (738 amino acids)
Biological process (GO): lipopolysaccharide-mediated signaling pathway; positive regulation of cytokine production involved in inflammatory response; positive regulation of natural killer cell activation
Molecular function (GO): protein kinase binding
Source: RefSeq, a predicted model, not a curated record
AUGGCACAGGCUGCCAAGCUCCAGCCAAGCUUUGAGGACGUUUUUAGUAUCCUGGCCCAGAUCCCACAAGACAAACUCCUUAGCCUCAAAUAUAAACUGAAGCAUUUGACAUUUGGGCCCAGCAGCAAAUUGCUGCAAGCCAUGGUCCUGCUCACACUGGGGCAAGAAGUGGAUGCAAGGAUUUGUUUGGAUGCCUUGGGAGAUAACCGGGCAGCCCAGUAUGUCCACCAGGCCAAACUGGGUGCUGUGGGAGCACAGGACAGCAGGGAGGAUCUGCAGCCUCCCCAGCUGGACGCAGGGGCCAAGGUGCUGCUGGCAGAGAUCUACUCAGUGCUGGCAGAGGAAAAGCUGUGCAGCCAUGAAGCCAAGGACAAAGCCUGCCAGGCUGCCAACAAAGGCUUCAGCACCAGCAAGGAGACCCGGGGGGACACCCUCAACUGCAUCCCACCCGAGGAGCAGGAAAAACACAGCUCUGCUCUCAGCACGGGCCCGGCUGACAGAUUUUUGACACUGAGAUCUGAUGUGGAUGGAGGGUUCCUCGAGACAGCUAACCCAAACUCCGUGGUGAGAAGCUCUCCCGUGCAGAUUGGAGGCAGCUCAGACCUUUCAGGCCCAGGGCCCCUGUGCUCUGUGGGGAGCACUUCUUUCUCCAGUCAGCUGGAGAUCAGCGCGUCGCCCACGGUUGCUUUUCAGAGCCCUCCUGCUUCCCACCAGCGUGUCCACCAGCCAUGCCCUGGGACCCCCAGCACUGCUGGACAGCCCAAUGGGGAGGGAUGGAGCCACAGCCCACAGGAGACAAGCUGGGCCAGCAGCUCCUAUCCCGGGCAGGACGCAGGUGCCCAGGUCCCCCGACCAGAGGAGGUUCUGCAGGUCAGUUCAUCUGACCCAACGCUCCCUACCCCUGCACAGCAGCUGCCCACAAUGGGUGCUGUGAACCAGCCUGUCACAAGUAGUGAUGUUUCCAGCACAGCAGCAGCAGAACCUCAAGUAUCAACAGAAAAUACACAGAAAAAGCCAAAUGGAAAGCAAUCAUCUACAGAUCUUCCUGACUCAAGAGCUACAGUGGAUACUGGUCCUGCCCAUGUGUCCAUGGAAGACUCCUGUGUUCCAGCAGCCAUUCCUUCUAAUGCUGCAUCUGCUUCCAUUUUAAACCCGUCCCUUCCUCCUCCUCCUCCUCCCUACUCCUUCUCCUCAGCCCUUCCACCUCCUCUUCGGGGAGCUCCUUCCCAGACACCAUAUCCCCCUCCCUUCCCCUCAUCCCCCACUCCAGGCUGUCCGCCUCCCCUCAGAACUGUAGAACCAGUGCCCACAUCACAGCCAGACAGUGCAGAGAGAAAGUUCUUCACUUUUGUUGUCCUGCAUGCUAGCAAAGAUGAGAUUGUUGCCCAUCGGGUCAAGAACCUGCUGGAGAACUUGGGGGUUCCCAAUGGUGCUACACUCUGUGAGGACUUCUCCAUCGCUGGACACAGCCAUCUGACUUGCUUCCAGGAUGCUAUGGAGAACUCUGCCUUCAUCAUCCUUCUGCUGACCAAGAACUUCCUAUGCAACCUGUGUAUGUUUCAGACAGACACUGCCCUGAUGGAGUCCAUCCUAAAUCCAUCCAAGCACCACUCAGUCAUCCCUUUUGUACCCAAGGAGAACCCCCUGGAGCGGAGUCAGAUCCCCAGCACGCUCGGCGGGCUGAUACCCUUGGAUGAGAAUUCUCCACUGUUCCCCAGGACAGUGCAGAACACCUUUAGUGCCAGCAGGAUCAAUGCAAAGAAGGUCCUGUGGGACCAGGCACAGAGAAGGAAACUACAACGGCAUCAGGAACAGAAUCAGACACUGGAAGACUUGGCUGCUCUGAACCUUGGCUCCCAUCCCCAGGCAACACGCCCACAGCCGCCGGAGCCAUCACCCCACCAGUGGUACCCACCCCCUUCAACUGCCCCUCCUGGCACGUACCCACCUCCCCUCCCUGCUCACCCCAUCCCUGCUCAGAUGGGGCCUCCUCCUUUCCAACCCCUUCAGCUCCCACCGGGUCAGCACCACAUGAUGCCAGGAGCAGGAGGCAUCAUCAUCCAACACGCUCGAAUGGUGCAGAUUGGGAACCACAACACCAUGCAGGUAGAAAUGGGCACCCCAGGCCCACAGGACAGCAGGGAAGAAACCAGGUCCAGAAGCCAGAGGCACGGCAGGGCAGCCAAGGCCAGAGACAAUCACAAUUUCAAACCCUAA